Messenger RNA from Fulvia fulva, 429 nucleotides. RefSeq lists its product as uncharacterized. The transcript has 3 exons. The record is from RefSeq and is a predicted model, not a curated record. Bases 1 to 429 code for a protein of 142 amino acids. Gene Ontology annotation, cellular component: membrane. NCBI's taxonomy places the organism in Eukaryota, Fungi, Ascomycota, Dothideomycetes, Mycosphaerellales, Mycosphaerellaceae.
AUGUCCAUCUCGAAUGCUCCCCUUGUUGGUCCCGUCAUUGGACUGGCGCUAUGGACUUUCUUCAUGGAGAUUUGGCUAUACUCCUACCGACUCCCAGACAUCACCACCUACAAGGUCCAAGUGCCUAACGGCGCAAGUAUUGCGGAGCUCAACAAGAACAUUCCCAGGCAUCGACAAUACCCGGCGGACAAUUACAAUCAUCUCCACGAGCAGCCAACUGUCUUCUAUGCUGUCGCCCUGGGCUUGACGUUCCUUGAGGUGAACGAUUCCCUCACGGUAGCACUGGCUUGGGCGUAUGUUGGGGCCAGGAUUGUGCACAGUCUGAUACAAUCCACGAGCAAUGCCAUUAUGCUCAGGUUCCAGGUCUUUGCGCUGAGCGGGGCGGUGUUGCUGGCUAUGACUUUGAGGGGUGCGGUCAACGCGUUUUAA